UAUUGACAUGACAGUUCAUUGGUAAUAAUAACUGAAUACAUAUUAUUAAUAUUAGAAUCAAUCACUGAGCCUGGAGUCUGUUUCGUUACCAUUACAUUAUAGAAUUAGAAUUCCAAUAGAAUAUUGGAACAAACCUAAAAGUGAUCUCACUGUUUGGGUGCAAAAAAUUAUUAUUGGAAUACACAAAAUCAGGUGUAAUCAAAUGGAGGUAAAACAAGAAAUUGGCGAGGAGACGUGUAAAACAGAAAUAGAAAUAGAAGAGUAUAAUGACUUGGAUUGUGCUCUUUUGGAUGGCUUUAAAUGUGAAAUCAAAGAGGAAUCUACAAGGCAAAGUACUCACGACACACAUAUUUUAGACUUGAAGAAACCUUCCAUAAAUACUGAAAUAGAACAACAUGGAUAUAAACUUGACCCAUUUGAAGAAAACCAAAAAACUGAAAACGGUAAUCUCCAAGAGGAACACAAAAUGGAAAUUACGGAGACACUAAUUGAAGAUUCAUCCUAUGAAGGAAAUGAUAUGAGUCGACGCACUGAAGGAAAAACGUUAAAUAAAAGUAUGAAAGUUGUGACUGGAGAAAGAUCAUAUACAUGUGAAAUUUGUUUUAAGCAAUUUAAUCAAUCAAGUAACUUGAAACAACAUUUGAGAGUGCACACUGGAGAAAAGCCUCAUAAGUGUGAAAUUUGUUUUAAGCAAUUUAAUCAAUCAAGUAACUUGAAACAUCAUUUGAGAGUGCACACUGGAGAAAAGCCUUACAAGUGUGAAAUUUGUUUUAAGCAAUUUAAUCAAUCAAGUAACUUGAAACAACAUUUGAGAGUGCACACUGGAGAAAAGCCUCACAAGUGUGAAAUUUGUUUUAAGCAAUUUAGUCAAGCAAUUGAUUUGAAAAAACAUUUGAGAGUGCACACUGGAGAAAAGCCUCAUAAGUGUGAAAUUUGUUUUAAGCAAUUUAAUCAAUCAAGUGUUUUGAAACAUCAUUUGAGAGUGCACACUGGAGAAAAGCCUCACAAGUGUGAAAUUUGUUUUAAGCAAUUUAGUCAAUCAAGUGAUUUGAAAAAACAUUUGAGAGUUCACACUGGAGAAAAGCCUCAUAAGUGUGAAAUUUGUUUUAAGCAAUUUAAUCAAUCAAGUGUUUUGAAACAUCAUUUGAGAGUGCACACUGGAGAAAAGCCUCACAAGUGUGAAAUUUGUUUUAAGCAAUUUAGUCAAUCAAGUGAUUUGAAAAAACAUUUGAGAGUUCACACUGGAGAAAAGCCUCAUAAGUGUGAAAUUUGUUUUAAGCAAUUUAAUCAAUCAAGUGUUUUGAAACAUCAUUUGAGAGUGCACACUGGAGAAAAGCCUCAUAAGUGUGAAAUUUGUUUUAAGCAAUUUAAUCGAUCAAGUGAUUUGAAAAAACAUUUGAGAGUGCACACUGGAGAAAAGCCUCAUAAGUGUGAAAUUUGUUUUAAGCAAUUUAAUCAAUCAAGUAACUUGAAACAUCAUUUAAGAGUGCACACUGGAGAAAAGCCUCACAAGUGUGAAAUUUGUUUUAAGCAAUUUAAUCAAUCAAGUAACUUGAAACAACAUUUGAGAGUGCACACUGGAGAAAAGCCUCACAAGUGUGAAAUUUGUUUUAAGCAAUUUAGUCAAGCAAUUGAUUUGAAAAAACAUUUGAGAGUGCACACUGGAGAAAAGUCUCAUAAGUGUGAAAUUUGUUUUAAGCAAUUUAAUCAAUCAAGUGUUUUGAAACAUCAUUUGAGAGUGCACACUGGAGAAAAGCCUCACAAGUGUGAAAUUUGUUUUAAGCAAUUUAAAAAAUCAAGUAACUUGAAACAACAUUUGAGAGUGCACACUGGAGAAAAGCCUCACAAGUGUGAAAUUUGUUUUAAGCAAUUUAGUCAAUCAAGUGAUUUGAAAAAACAUUUGAGAGUGCACACUGGAGAAAAGCCUCAUAAGUGUGAAAUUUGUUUUAAGCAAUUUAAUCGAUCAAGUGUUUUGAAACAUCAUUUGAGAGUGCACACUGGAGAAAAGCCUCACAAGUGUGAAAUUUGUUUUAAGCAAUUUAAUCAAUCAAGUAAUUUGAAACAACAUUUAAGAGUGCACUUUGGAGAAAAGCCUCACCAGUGUGAAAUUUGUUUUAAGCAAUUUAGUCAAGCAAUUGAUUUGAAAAAACAUUUGAGAGUGCACACUGGAGAAAAGCCUUACAAAUGUGAUAUUUGUUUUAAGCAAUUUAGUCAGGCAGGUUCCUUGAAACUACAUGUAAGAACACAUACUGAAUAAAAACGUAUACAUUAAGUGAGAUUU
This is a messenger RNA of Diabrotica virgifera virgifera (western corn rootworm), 2281 nucleotides long. RefSeq names its product zinc finger protein 271-like. The transcript is spliced from 2 exons. NCBI's taxonomy places the organism in Eukaryota, Metazoa, Arthropoda, Insecta, Coleoptera, Chrysomelidae. Gene Ontology annotation, molecular function: DNA-binding transcription factor activity, RNA polymerase II-specific; RNA polymerase II cis-regulatory region sequence-specific DNA binding. The record is from RefSeq and is a predicted model, not a curated record. Gene Ontology annotation, biological process: regulation of transcription by RNA polymerase II. Gene Ontology annotation, cellular component: nucleus. The coding region runs from base 203 to 2257 and encodes 684 amino acids.